AUGGAUGCAAGUUUUAAAAUAUUUAAUGCCACAGAAAUAUGGAAACGUGAAACUAGCUUGCCUUCUAUUCCUACAUUCAGUCAAAAACUUGAUAAUAUUUUGGGAACCGAUGGUAUUCCACUAGGAUCUCUUACUGAAUUAUUAGGAUUACCUGGAACAGGUAAAACGCAAAUUUGUUUACAACUGUGUGCUGCGGUACAGAUUCCUAAAGCACUCGGUGGAUUGAAUGCUCAGGCUUUGUACAUUGAUACAAAUACCAACUUUGUGCCUAAUAGAUUCAGAGAAAUUCUAUCAGCAACAUUAUCAAAAUGUGAAAUGCUGCUUGAUGGACAAUUUAAUGUGAGUGAAGAAGAAGCAUUGAAGAAUCUACAUUACGUUGGUGCAUUUGGCUUGGAGAAGUUUUGUGCCUUUAUGUAUCAGUUACCUAAAUUCCUCACAGAAGAAAGUAACAUAAGAUUAAUAGUAAUAGAUUCGAUAGCAUUUCCAUUCAAAGAUGCUAUAACAGUGAAGCAGCGGACAGGCUUGUUGUUCAGACAGAUGGCAGAGCUGCAGAGACUUGCUGUUCAAAGACAAAUAGCGGUAGUCCUAACAAAUGAGAUGAGUACAAGGGUAGGACUGUCCAGUGGUGCAGUUGUUGGGGCAUUGGGAGAUGCUUGGGCUCAUAGAUGUAAUACUAGGGUUCUUCUCUCUGCCCCCGAUGAUCCAGCAGGUGACAGGUUGGCACUGUUACUCAAAAGUAAUAUUGCUCCGGAAGCAGUUGCCCCUUUUAAGGUAGGUACAAACAUACAUAUACAAAAAGGUUGA
Messenger RNA from Papilio xuthus (Asian swallowtail), 804 nucleotides. Its product is annotated as DNA repair protein RAD51 homolog 3. NCBI's taxonomy places the organism in Eukaryota, Metazoa, Arthropoda, Insecta, Lepidoptera, Papilionidae. Gene Ontology annotation, molecular function: ATP-dependent DNA damage sensor activity; crossover junction DNA endonuclease activity; four-way junction DNA binding. The record is from RefSeq and is a predicted model, not a curated record. Gene Ontology annotation, biological process: DNA repair; reciprocal meiotic recombination; meiotic DNA recombinase assembly. The coding region runs from base 1 to 804 and encodes 267 amino acids. Gene Ontology annotation, cellular component: replication fork; Rad51B-Rad51C-Rad51D-XRCC2 complex; Rad51C-XRCC3 complex. The transcript has 6 exons.